AUGGACCUGGAUAUUCGUCAGUAUCUUUCUAAGGCCAAGGAACAACAAGACUGUGGAGCUCUGCAGUCAGCCUACCGUUUAAUGAAGGACGUGUCAGCAGCUGGAACCGGUGAACGAGCUCCUCGCAUUGACCCGGAGUUGUACGUCGUGUGUGCGGAAGCAGCUCUACAGCUGGGUUGUUUGGAGAUAAGCACAGCGUGUCUAAAGAUGUACUUUGAAGGGAAUCCGCCGGCUAAUCAAUUUUUGUGUCGAGCCUACCUCUGCCAGGGCCAGCUGAAGUCUCCGCCGGCCACUGGGACUGUGGAAGACUUUGAAGAGGCGGUGCUGUAUUUUCUUAAAGCAAUUGAAAUUUCAAAGCAAGACCCAAGAUGCUUCUUCAUGGUGUUCAAUGCGUCAGUGCUGUACUUCCAGACAGUGCGUCCUCUGCUGCAGCCGGGGCGGUGCCUCCACCUCGUCCCCUCCCUCAGGCAGGUGGUCCAGAGUCUGGAGGAGGUGGUGGACCAAGACCACAGCUGGAGGGCUGAACUCAUGAUGCACCUUAUCAAAUGUCUUGUGGACUCGGAGAAAACAGAAGACGCUGCAAGUUUCGCCAAAGUUACAGAAGAAUUCAUUAAGUCAUACAGCCCACACCUUUAUCCAAGACUCUUUACAUUACUGGUACAACACAAGCUGAUGGAGAGUGAUGUCCUCACUGAAAUGAGCAGGCAGUGUACCACCCUGGAAGUCAUUUACAAAAUGCAGCAAUUUAAACACAGGCUGGAAGACAUAAAUGAGGAUGAGCCAACCAAAGAGGAGCUUGUGCAGAUAUUUCACCUCCUGUUAGAAUGUACCAAAGCAUCUGCCUCCUCCAGUCCUCUUCAGAGCCCAAUGCCCAUCCAACCAGCCGACAGAGUUGCCUUCCUCCUGGAGUUGGCUCUGCUGGCCUUGCAAGUGAAGCAUCAGGAAGUAGCAGUCGAAUGUCUGAAAGAGCUAAAGUCGGCGCGAGGGGCUAGUAUUGGCCAGCACAUAAUAAUGGAAUGCGUCAACUGUGAAAUCAGCCUCCUGAAGAGAGACGUGAAGAUGAAUGACUAUUCCAAAGCCGGUGUUGAGGCCCGGCUGAGGGAGAUAGGCAAGCUGGAUCAGUGGCUGCAGACUGCGGUGAGGGAGGGGGACCCUCAGGCCAUGCAGGCAGUGUGUGCUACCCAGUGGAGCUUCUGUCUGCCCCUUUUGCAGCAUAACCUCAGUAAACUCAUCAAGACACCUCUGCUCAGGAUGGCCCAAGUGCUGGAAGACAUGCAAAGUAUGUUACUGGAGAUGCGCUGUCAAGUCCACUCAGAGAUGGCAGCAAUUGAAGAAGAGGACGGGUGCCUUGAGGCCUCUUUGACUCACCUUCAGAAAGCCACGCUGCUGGAUAACGGGACACAACAAGAACGCCUGUCAUCAGCUCUCCGCCUCCUGCAGCUCAGAGGGACCCUUUACCAAAUGCCCACCCGGAUCGAGGAUAAAGCCGCUAUGCUUAUGCAGCAGGUCAGGGACAUGCAGCCCCAAGACAGGACAGACUGUCGUCCCAUCUUGGUUGCUGUGGGUCUCCUUUUGGCCCCUGAUGAUUUUCAGAUGGUGCUGGAUGCUGACAACACCUCCAAAAGCAGUCUUGGAUCUGGACCAGUGGCUCAGCUCGCUGCAAAGGCUCAGCACCACUCUGCAUCUGUAAAGAAGGUGGAGGGACAUCUGGCCAGACAAGGAGAUGACACAGACAACACAGAAAGGUUGAAGUUGUGGGCAACACUGGUGAAGACAGCCAGGAAACAGGAAGUUUGGGACGUGUGCCGAGCUGCUUGUCGAUUCUGUUUGCUUUACGAUGAUGGGAGAUGGAAGAGUUCCAAGACUGACGACUGUAGAAAUUCGGAAGAAGAAAACUCUGCAGAAUGUCUUCACGGUUCCAAUGAAAGCCAAGCCUGUGUGAGGGACCUGCUGCGCCUUUUAGCUGAAAUCUGCUUCAUCAGUGCUGAGGCCACCGUCCAAAAGCUGCUAACAGAGGGAGUGCAGCUUAACAGCCCUGCAGUCCCCACAAUGGAAAGUAAGCUGUGUGUGUCUGAAGAGGAUCCACAAUGGGUUGUUUACAGAAACUGGAUCCAGGCUCUUUCUGCCUACGCCACCUCCAACUUCUUGCAGGCAGCGGAGCUUGGAGCAGAGAUCAGAGAGCCGUGGGUGAUAACAAAUGCAGCCAUUUACUUGUGGAACUACAGUAGCCACUUGUUGGAAGCUGGAGAGUACCAACGCCUGCUUCCUACCUUCCAAAGUCUGAUGGCGAUUAUCCAAAAGACAGAGUUCACUGGGAAUCGUGCUCUAUUUGUGCUGCUGUGUGAUGCCGUGGCCCGGGGGAUGAUCCAGCCUCUGUGUGGACCAGACAGCGUCAAGCCAGCCACGUCAGGAGACAAGGGCAAAAACAGACCUGAGAAGGGGAUGGAGAAGGCUGCCAGUGCGCAUGGGGUUUUCUUAGACCCUGCUGCCCUUCAGGAUGUCCGCAAGGCAUCAGAGCUGUGCGACUAUGCCCUCAGCAUUUCCACCUGCAGCAUCCCAGGGGAGACCGUCCCCAUUGCUGCGAGGAAACAGGUGGUGGCCACAUGGGUGCAGGUCAAGAGGCUCCUGCAACAGCAGAUUGGGUCAAAGAUGGACAUCAGAGAUGAGAGUGAGAAUGAGGAAGUGUCGGCAAUGACGCGCGUGCUGGUCGGAGUGGAGAUGCUCCGGUGCAAUAGGAGCCCAGGGCAUAUGGAGUUCUCUGUUCCCAGUCUCUCCACACUGGUAAGCAAGGCGUCUGAAUGCAGCUGGACGGACACCGUGGUGGAGUUGCAGGUGUGGUGCCAGCUGGCUGCCUUCUGCCACGAUGCCAACGACCACAGCUUGGUGUUGUGCUGCACCAAGAGCGCUCUGCAGCUGGAGGAGGCAGCAGCGAAGAGCCUCAACACCAUGCCCUUUGUUUUGUAUGGCCCGACUGCUGUGAAUGAGAUGCUGAGCAUCGCUGCUUGUUUCAGGGGUUUAAGUUUAGUCCAUGAGUCCAGUGGUGAUCUACACUCUUACAGAGAGGCUUUAAAGGUGCUUCUGUCCAGUGUCAGCUAUGCAGAAAAGGCUGAGAAUCCAGCACUGUGUGUCACAGCUGCAAGGCAUUACUGGAACACCUGUCUCCCCCUGACACAGACUCCUGAGGAAAGAUGGCAGCUCCGUGAGCCCCUGGAGAGGAUCCUGAUUGCUCUGGUUCAUACUAACAAGAAGCAUGCCAAUAAACAGGGCAAGGUGAAAGGCCUGCAGACCUUGACAGCAUUGCCUCUUGGGAGCUCCAAACAUGAAGCAACAGAUGAGGAGGACCUCGCCCUGAGAGCAGCAAUUUACAGUUUCCUGCUCUACAUCCACAUUGAUAAAACAGACUGGAAAAGUGCUCUGCAGCUGCUGGACCAAGCUAUUAGAGACAUGCCUCGCACCACACACCGGCUACCCCUGCUGAAACACCGAAUAUUGAUAAAAGCACGACUGGGGGAAAAUGUACUGAUGGACCUGCAGAAGUUACAGGGCGAAGGAGAGCAGUGCUGUUCAUUAAUGUGGCACCAGGUGGCACGGUGUGCUGGCAGUGUAACCCAACAGCUCACCUGCUACCAGAAAUCCAUCACCUCUCUGUUGAGUGUUGAGACUCAGUGGCGUAAGGUCAGCCUUCUGCUGGAGUUUGGAGAGUGGCUGUACUGUCACAACUUCCCCAAAGUUGAUGCCCAAAGCCAAGUUCAGUGGGCCAUAGACAUCCUCCUACACUCAGAAACUGAAGAGACAGAAGGUGCAGAGGAUGAGUCCAAAAAAAGGGGUUUGAGCUCAGAGAAAUGUGAGUCCCUGGUGGGAAUCCAGGGUUUGUUAGCGACACAAAGUUUGUCGAAUCUUAAGGAGGUGCGACGCCUUGAUGGCUUAGUCCGUGCGCACACUCUGCUCGCUGUCAUGGCUGACAGAACCUCACCUGAGCACCAGCUGAACCUGCUCAGAGCCUACACCUUUGUUCUUCAAACAUGGCAGGUGUCCAUGGCAGUGUGUAGUGAGAUUACCAAUGAGAUGGCAAAGAGCCAGCCUCCCCAGCCUCCUCCCUCUGCAGGAUCCAAAAAAGGCAAAGAUAAGGGCAAAGGCAAAAAAGUGAAAGAUCCUCCCCCUGCAGAAGAGAGACCUAAACCUGUUGUCUUGCAUCCCACACUUCCCUCUACCCCAAAGGACUGGGCUGGCUUUGUCUGUCCUGACCAGGCCAGGCAGAUCUUCAGAACCAACAAUAACCCUCACUGUAUCAACACACUCAGCAUUACAAAGCAGACUCAAAGCCUGUUUUAUCUCAACCUGCUGGAAAAAGAGCUUCAUUCCCUCUCACUCGACCACCUUACUCUACCCAUAAUGCAUCUAGCUGAGACCAUUGCUCAUGACCUUUUGGACAGGAGGAGCCUCUCGGACCUCUAUAGACUUAGGAUUGUGAGGAAAUGUUAUCAGCUCGGUUUGGAGACAAAUUCACCGUAUCAGGAGAAGCUCCUGAAUCUGAGUAGAAUCCAAGAGCACGCUCAGAUGGGCUGCCAGAGAGCAAUUGCUUUUUCACAAGAAAGGAAACAUUUUCACAAUCAGGAAGUUAAGUUGAAUGAAAAGCCUGGAUCUGAGCAACAGAGUAUGGAUUUGAGAGUUCAAGACAUCUGGCUGGACAAAGCUGAGGUUUGCCUCAGCAUGGGACUGUUUCAACCGGCCAGGCAGCUCCUGACUGAGGCCCACUGUGUGGCUCUGGAGCUCAGAGACCAGAAUGCAAGAGCUCGAAGUUUGCUCAGUCUGGCCGCUCUGGCUUGUGAAGAGCAGAACUUUGUCCAGGCUCUGAUCCUGCUGGACAAAGCUCAGGUCCUGGGAGGGGAUGAGGAGUUCUGGUAUAAGCUCACCCUCACCAAGGUCAGAGCUGUAGUGAGCCAGAGAGACAAGGAUGCACAUACCAGGGCUGAACAGAUAAUUAAACAAGGCUGUGACGCUCUGAAACAACAACGGGUAAACCGGGUCCCAGAACUCACAUUCCUUAUCACCUCAUUAGAGAUGAGAGGUGCUAUUGAAUGUAUUCGUGUCCUCGGUGGUGUUGAACCAGGAGAGACCCUCAGCGCGGAGGUCGCUCAGAGGGUAAUGGUUGCCUGUGAUACACUCAGAGACUGCGCCAGUGGUUUCACUAAACUCAGCUAUAAAGAACACGCAGCAGAGGCUCAUGCAGAGUACGCACACGGUCUGAGAGUCCUGGCCAAACAUGCUACUCAUACAGCGGACAAACAGCGCUUCUUGCUCGAUGGCCUCUCCCACCUGCAGCUUGCUGUUACGGAGCAGGAACAUGCGGCGCUGAAUGCUCAGAGGCUGCUCCCCUCGCAGGAGGAGAGUCAUGACCUGUCACUGGCAGCCAUGCGGAGGCUGCUCCAACUGCGACUGGCCCUGGCAGAUUUCUGUUUGGCAAUGCUGGAGGAGCACUGUGCUGAGGAGAAAUGCAAAGCUCUGGCCCGCCAGAAGAAAACCUCUGCAGAGAUAGCACUGGAGGAGUUUACACGCUGCACACCUGAGCCCAACUCUAUAGAGCAGGAAUGGCUGAGUGUGGGCAGCACCUUGGGGCAGGUGGCUCUGGGCCAGCUGGCUGCAGUCACCUCUCACUCCCUGGAAAACGUGGAGGCCAGAGCUCGCUGUCUGAGUCUGAUGGGAAAGUACCUCCGACUGCUGGCAGUGCAGGAGGACGCUGUUUAUUCGUGUGCUCUAUGGGACAGACACAAACAGGAGGAGGCCUGGACUGACCCUAAAGUUGUUUCCCUGGACAAGGAGAAUUCAGAGAAAGAGAAAGACAGAGAAUCAAGCAGAAGAGAGCCAAGGGUGACCGCUGCCAAAAGUGCUGAGCUGCAGCAGCAGAGAAAGCGCAGAGCCCAGCAGUUGUUGGCAGAGGCCAGCAAAGCCCUGUUUGAGGCCAUUAGCCUGUGUCUCCAACACAAACUGCCCUCCUCCAUCCUGGCUGAUGCUGCUCUCAACAUGUUGGAGUGUCAUGGCCAGUCUGACCCUGCAGCAGCAGGCCAAUAUCUUGCCCUGUUUCAGAGCUGCUGCACUGUUGCUGUGAUGGCUGAGGUCCUGAGUUCCGCCUGUGCAGGCACCAGCGUGUCCCAGCUCUGCGCUCUGCUCAGCCUUCACAGGAAACCGCUCCUCUCUCUGGAGGAGAGGCCCCGCAGCAUGCUCAAGGGAGCCGAGGACUCCCUCAAUAACCUCUCAAAGGCCUUCAGCCACCUGACCAUCUGUCCCAGCCACUUAAAUAUCCUUGCAGAGCUUCCACCAAACCUGAAAAUCCUGCUGCUUCAGCACUCUGAAGAUGGGUCAGAGCUUUAUGGGGCCUUCUAUGAGGUGACCAAAGCUCAUAAUCAAAAGGGAAAGUCUACACAAGUUCCAGGUGCCCUGACGUGCUCCAGGGUGGCAAAGGUUUCCGUCUGCCCACAGGCUCUGCUGGCACUCAGGGAGCAGACUCGGGCCUUUGGCCUGGACACCAGACAUGCCCUCCUCAAGCACGUCUGUUGGCACGGUGCCGAGGGCGGCCUGGAGGCCUCUGAGGAGCAUUGUGUUUUUCCCCGUAAAACCGCUGCUGAGGAAAUGUUAGGACUCCGCUUCAGAAAACUUAUACAAGAUAUGGAAGACUACUUAAAUCCACUUCUCACGCAGUUUGACUUCACAUGCUUAAGGCCCCAGGCUGCAUCACUGCCACUCUCUGAGAUGACCAAAACCAAAGAUAAAGAAGAGAAAGGGAACUCAGAGAAAUCACCAGCAGAUCCAGGGGAGUAUGUGGUGUUGCUGGCAGACAGGAAGUUGCUGGAGUUGCCGCUGGAAGCGUUGUCCAUCCUGCAGGAGGAAGGUCUGAGUUCUGUGUCACGAGACUUCUCCCUUCAGCUUCUCCACAGUCGCCUGCACAGAGAAGAAUCAGGAAAAGUUGAAAGUGACAACAAAAAGGAGACCAAAGGUGGCAAGGGAACUAAGGGGAAGGCAGAUCAAAGCCAAGCCAUCAAAGUGAUGCCUGUGAAUCGUGUGUUGCCUUCUAACACCUUCCCGGUGGAUGCACGUCACUUCAAAUAUAUUGUUGACCCUCACAAUGAAGGCCACUUUGGCACAGAGGGGACCAGUCUGAGCAUGAGGAUGAAGGAGAUUUUGGAAACCCACAGCGAGCAUUUGACUAAUCUGUGGGAGGGUUUCAUGGGCAGCAAACAAAGGCCCAGUCUGUCUGAGAUGGAGCAGCUGCUGUGCAGAUGCAGUUCUUUCAUUUACCUGGGGAUGGAGCGCUUCAUGGCAAACAUUCCACCUGCCAAAGUGGCUGCCCUCAAUCUGUCUGAGUGUCGCAUGGCGUUGCUCUUUGACCUGGUACAGAACAAUGCCAGUGCUGUCCAUCAAUCAAACCUUGAUGUCCACGAGAGUGCUGGACAGUUAACCCUUGAGAAACCCCUGGAGACUGCUCUGCUGUUGAGUUUGGCCGGUGUUGGCUGUAUUGUCCUUGACCAGUGGCACAGCAGCCUGAAGCAGAACACACACAGUAUGGCCAACGUGCUAGAUAAUUUACUGAGGGGCAGACAAACCUCUGGCCACACCAUCUGUGCCCUUCGGAGAGGGGACAGCUCAGAGAUACCAACCCACAAGGUUACAGGAUCAGAUCAAGUGCUCCUCACUGACUCAAAGAAAGUUCACCACAAAACGACUCUCACACCAUCAACCUUCAACUGUGUUCUUUAUGGACUCCCUAACUUAAUUUUCACCUAGUAUAUCCUUGGUAUUUCCCACCUUUAUAUCACAGUUCAGGAUGAAUACAGGUAUACAUGUCAGCCAGCUUUGCAAAUAUUACUGUAUGCAAAAAAACUGAAGCUACUGUACUAUGAGGGGGUUAGAUAUUUUUAUUAAAGAUGAUCUUUGACUCUUUGCUUCUGCAUUUUUACUGUCAUUUUAUUAAAAAAAAAAAAAAGU
Messenger RNA from Plectropomus leopardus (leopard coralgrouper), 7980 nucleotides. NCBI's taxonomy places the organism in Eukaryota, Metazoa, Chordata, Actinopteri, Perciformes, Serranidae. The record is from RefSeq and is a predicted model, not a curated record.